CAGGGGUGUGGUUAAAGCCAUGGGAAGCACAAGGCAAAGCUUCAUGGUAACGUUUUAAGUGGAGUUUUUAGGCUUAUGUCUUCAGCUUUCAUGGCUCCUAAGUGGCAGCAAACAUCUCUACCUCGGCUGGAGAUGGUGGCCUACUGGAUUCUUUCAUUCUUUUCCCAUCUGUAUGCCUUCUACCAGCUGCACAAGUUCUCCAAAGACCAUGAAUCAAGUCUGGACAGAGAGGUACAGCUGGAGAGAGGAUUCCUUAUAUGGGGGUUUAAGAAGGACCCCACAGAUUUUGAAUGGAGUUUUUGGAAUGAGUGGGCGUGGCAGUCUCUUCUUUGGUCUCUGAUUGGCCAUGCUAUGGUAUCUAGGCUGACAGCUCAUUACCUGCCUCAGUACAGACUGGCAGUCUAUAUGAUAUACGGCGUGCUCUCGGCCGGCUGGCUUCUGGGAGUGCGUGGUGUGGUUCUUUUGAUGCUGCAUUUAAGCAUCUCAUUGGCUGUUGCUCAGAUGCGUAGCCCCGCCCUGUCAUGGUGUUGUAGCCUCCUGUUGCUCUCCACACUCAAUAUUAGUGCCGUCCAGGACUUACAGCGUGGCUGGUACACUUCUGAGGAGCAGUAAUUCCUUCUGCUCUUCAGUACUGCCGUUUGUGGUUUGCGCUGCAUUAGCUUUAGUCUGGAGCUUUGCUGGAGUCCCCUGGAGGCUGGAGGACCAAACCACCGCCGCCCCCCACUACAAAAUAAAGGACUAAAGCCACUCAUUUCACAGUUAUCCAAGCUCACUGCCUACUGCUUCUAUCAUCCUCUGUUCUACAAUGGACCCAUCAUGACCUACAAGGACUUCAGCGAACAGGUAGAGCGGCCGGUGUGUAAAGUAUCCAUGCAGUAUGUGUUGGGUGGAAUCCUGCGUUUGUGCAUCUGGUGGUGUUUAGCUGAAAUGAUGAUCCACUUCAUGUACAUGCACGCCAUCCAGGGCAACGAAACCUACCUGGAGGUCCUUCCACCCUGGGCGCUGGGUGGGUUGGCUCUUGCUUUAGUGCAGUUUUUCUUCGUGAAGUAUCUGGUCUUGUUUGGCUCUGUGUCUCUGUUUGUCAAGCUGGACGGAUUGGACUCGCCCGCAUUACCACGCUGUGUCAGUAUCAUGUACAGCUUCACCGGGAUGUGGAGACACUUUGAUGUGGGGCUCUACAAAUGGCUCAUCAGGUACAUAUACGUGCCGUUGGGCGGCGCGCGUCACGGUGUGUUCCGGAAGCUCGUCUAUGCGGCGCUGCCGUUCGGGUUUGUGUGUUUCUGGCACGGUUGCCAUGACUACCUGCAGUGCUGGGCCCUGCUGAACUGGGUCGGAGUGUCGGUGGAGAAGGCGCUCACGCUCCUGUUCUCCUGUCCUCCUCUUCAUCAUAUUAUUGUGCGCUGUUUGUCUCCACGGAUGCAGAGGCGAGGCUUUGCACUCAUCUCAGCCUUUUCCACCGCUAUGCUUAUUCUGUCCAAUCUGGUGUUUCUGGGUGGGAUCCAUGUGGGUAGAAUCUUCUGGAAAAGGGUGCUUGUCCAAGGCUGGUCCUCUGUGGCCGUUCCAAUGCUUGCUUUCCUCUAUUGCUUCGCUCAGGUUGGCAUCGAGUGGGACAUGAGAUGAUGUCACAGCAGCUCAGUUUGGAUUCAAUGCAAGA
This is a messenger RNA of Triplophysa rosa, 1654 nucleotides long. It is a transcript of the gene hhat, whose product is annotated as hedgehog acyltransferase. The transcript is spliced from 12 exons. The record is from RefSeq and is a predicted model, not a curated record. Gene Ontology annotation, molecular function: palmitoyltransferase activity. Gene Ontology annotation, cellular component: endoplasmic reticulum. Lineage: Eukaryota; Metazoa; Chordata; Actinopteri; Cypriniformes; Nemacheilidae. Gene Ontology annotation, biological process: protein palmitoylation.